Molecule: messenger RNA, 1323 nt
Organism: Drechmeria coniospora
Lineage: Eukaryota; Fungi; Ascomycota; Sordariomycetes; Hypocreales; Ophiocordycipitaceae
Exons: 3
Coding region: 1-1323 (440 amino acids)
Cellular component (GO): cytoplasm
Molecular function (GO): nucleic acid binding; zinc ion binding
Source: RefSeq, a predicted model, not a curated record
AUGGGGGCCCAUCAAUCAUCGCAGCAGGAGCCCGACGCAACCUCCACGAGGGCAUGCUACUAUGAUAUUCUUGGAAUUGACCGCCAAGCCACAGAUGACGAGUUAAAAAAAGCCUAUCGCAAAAAGGCGCUCGACCUCCACCCUGACCGCAAUUUAAACGACGUCGAGACGGCCACAGAGAAGUUCGCAGAGGUCCAGGCUGCCUACGAAAUCCUCUCCGACCCCCAGGAGAGGGCCUGGUACGACUCCCAUCGAGAUGCGAUAUUAAGUGGCCAUGACCGGCCCGGAGACAGCUCCCAUCCCAGCACAUUCCGGAAUGUCCGUCUCACAUCCGCGGAAGAGAUCGUGGGCCUCGUUCGCAAGUUCAAUGCUACCGUGCCCUUUGAUGAUGGUCCGACAGGGUUCUUUUGCAUCAUUCGGGUCACAUUCGAGCGUCUCGCCCACGAAGAGGAGGCUGCCUCCGAGUUCGUGGGGUUGGACUUGCCUUGCUUCCCAAGCUUUGGUUCUUCCAGCGAUGAUUACCACUCGGUGGUCAAGCCAUUUUACGCCGCAUGGUCUAAUUUCUCCACGAAAAAGCCAUUUUCCUGGAAAGACAAACAUCGCGUCUCCGAUGCGCCAGAUCGACAGGUGCGCCGCCGGAUGGAAAAGGAGAACAGAAAGAGCCGUGAAGAUGCCAUGCGAGAUUUCAACGAAGCCGUAAGGUUUCUCGUCAGCUUCGCACGGAAGCGUGAUCCACGAUGUUUGGCCAACACCCAAACAGAUACCCAGCGACAACAAUCACUUCGCGAGGCUGCCGCAGCCCAAGCUGCGCGGUCACGUGCUGCAAACCGAGAGAAGAUGUCGACUUAUAGCGCGCCGAGUUGGGUCAGUCAUGCUCAUGAUAUCGAAAUCGACCAAGACUUCAAUUCCGAGUCAUCCGAGGAUGAUUCUGUGACCAAAGUCCUCGAAUGUGUUAUUUGCAACAAGUUAUUCAAGAGCAUAGGACAGUUCGAGGCCCAUGAACGCAGCAAGAAGCACGUAAAGGCGGUCCAGGCACUUCGCCGCCAACUUGACAAAGAGGACGAUGAGCUUCAAAUCGACAACGCCACCGAUCCUCUAAAAAAUGAAGGCUCCACUGACUCGGAGUCGAGUGACACCGUCAAAGUCUGCAAGGCAACCCAAGGUAUGGAGGCCAGGAACUCCAAGACCACAAGGCAACUCGCCAAGAUGAACAGCGAAGGCUAUGACGAGGAGAGCCAAGAGAAAGGUAUCAUUCACUACGUGGGUGAUGCUGAAGUAGCUCUCUACUGCCCUGCGAAGCGCCCAAUACAAGCUUACACCUAG